CUUCAGGUGCAAGUUCCUUUGUCGUUUGGUGGUCUUCGCACUUUUGAUUGGUUUCGUAAUAUAUCACUUCACUAUAGUUCUGUAUAUUGAUAUUGACACGAUAGUACUAAAUGCUACUUUGUUUAAGACAUGUUGCUUUGGACGGUUAGCUACUUGGAAACUACUUCACUCAGUUGGCUCUACAAACAAAUGCUCAUUAAGUAGAAGUUUUCUUCGAUCCCAUUAGUAAUAGUCCAAAUUCACUGAAAACACAAUGCACUUAAAUUACUUGGUAUCCUCGACUCAAAGGGUCUGAAUUAGUCAAGCGUACAAAACAGUAAAUAUUGAAAGCUCUCCUGAACCGAUCGAUUCAGAACUUCUUUUCAUUGUAAGCUCGACUCAUUUUCGGAAUGUUGUUUCGUUCGCAGAGUUAGAAGUAUGAGUAAAUAAGGGCUUUCCUAGAACUCAUGGAAUUUCUAUAAGUUAAGUGACUUCUUCAUACGUAGACCAUUCCCACCAAAGACAUAUAGUGUGUAUACAGUCUGUUAUUAAAAUGGUUUCAGAUGUUUAUUCUUAUUAACCGCACUUCUUCGUAUUACUGUAAUUUAUCCCUUUUACUUCUAACGCUCAUCUGACAGUCUAGUUUCAGAGAGUUCUAGGAUCUAAGUCAAAUCGUUAACGUUUGCGGCGUCAAAAAUUGCUGAAGUUAUCUUCCACAACACAUCAGCAACUCCGGUUUUAGCGUCUGAAGCCAGACUUUGUCUUCAUAGUAUUAUAGAUUGCAGGGAUUACCAUGUUUCAUCGGGCUUCCUAUUUAUACUUUUUGAAACUGACGAGGUUUUUUGGUUCUUACUCUUUCCUCUUAAAUGAAGUAACCAAAUUUUUGAUACACUUUUACAUAACAUUCUAACCACUUGCCACAAUAGGUCGGUAAUUAUCGGUUGUCUGUGCAACUUAAUUUUACCAAAUAUUCUGUAAGAUGGGCGUUAUUGAAAUGUGUACGGUGUCAUAUUAUUUAGGGGUAAGUCGGUUUGCUGUGGAUCUCCAUAAAGACGAAAAGUAAUUCAUGUUGGCUCUCCGUAAUAGCCAAGCUUCAUCGUAGGUGGAUGUGCUAAGAUUCGGCAGGGUUCGAACGUUGAACUUUACAGCAGUUUGAUGUAAUGUGAUACAUGAUUUCGUAAACUCGGACCGUUACCAUUGGUGGCAAGUACAAUCUAUUUCGAAAUCGAAGGAAGCGAAUGGAAAAUUCGAUUGUGAACAAAACUAGAUUGUUUUACUAGAUGUAUGGGUACGGUAAACUGGUCUAUGGGUUGUGACGACCGCAAAGCGUGAUCAUAGCCCACAAGACGGCUGCUUGAAGCCGGUCACAGUUUCACUGAGCAGUCUGUUGUGUUAUCUUGAUAUCUUCAAAGUCCUACCGCCUCAGUGAAAAUCUGUUUCUCACGGUGAGGCUUGGUACUUUUAAGGUCGACUUUACCUGAUCCCUCGUUCUUGUUGUAAAGACAGGGUCACUAAAGAUCCCGAUUGUCUGGGAGAAGACACCGUACUGUCGUCACACCAAUACCAGUAGUACUUCGCCCUCCGACCUGCCAGUCCCCAAACAAACAGCUUGUCAUUUUCGAAACAAAUGUUCCAGUUAGUUUAACUCUAUUAGGUCAUCAUGACAGGCAAACAACUCUCUAAGUUAGUACUUACAGUCACUGACCUUAUUAUUUAGAAAAUUUUCAAUAUGAUUGUUUCCUGUUUUGUACUAUUUUCACUUCAGCUAGAAAUGUACAGGUAAUGAAUUAUUCAUAACUUGCCCAAACAAAAUUACAGCUACAUGAACAGAUUCACUUCCGUACUUGGUAUGUAGUUGUUAUUCUUUAGCAAAGAUACUACCGACUUAUAUUUUCUUAAUCGAGUUCAUCAAACUUACUAUCUCAUUUAACCGUUUCAGUAUUAUGGAGCACAGCACAGACAGUCAGGGUGAAGAAUCUAGUUAUCAAGAACCUUCGUAUUAUGAGGGUCUAGAUGGUUCUUUGCAAGAUCAUGAUGCAGACUAUCAAGCGGGUGAUAUCGAACAAAGAUCACCACUUCGUGAGCAAGACCGUUUUCUGCCAAUAGCUAAUGUUGCUAAAAUAAUGAAAAGAGCAGUACCUGGGAAUGGAAAAAUUGCUAAAGAUGCUAAAGAAUGUGUGCAAGAAUGUGUAUCAGAGUUUAUCAGUUUCAUCACUAGCGAAGCUGCUGAUAAGUGUCAAACUGAAAAGCGUAAAACUAUUAACGGUGAAGACAUUCUGUGUGCUAUGAAUACACUUGGCUUCGAUAAUUACAUUGAACCACUUAGAGCGUUUCUAGUCAAGUUUCGUGAAGUAAGUACCACUACUUAUGGACUUUAGAGCGUUAUUAUUUGUUUGAAAAAAGUAUUGCCUUUUUUCCGUUUUUUUCAUGUCUUUAUCACCAUAGUUGGCUAAGCGACUUCCUAGCAUCGCCCUCAUCUUUCUUGUUCUUAUAGUGGGAUUCAAUUUUGUUUGAAUAUUGACUUGCCUCUUACUUGUUCUGUCUUUUAAUGUUUAUUCUUUUUGGUUGUUACUUUCUUAGUACGGUUUAAGUAGGUUUUCACUUGCUUAUAUGUUACAUCAAUUUAGGAAAUAAACACUACUCCCUCAUUAUAACAUUAGCUAAGUCCUUUGUUAUUUGUCAUACUUUUGUAACGUUUAAUGUUUAUAACCUGGUGUAAUCAAAAAUAUUCAAUGAAUUUCUCAAGUUUCGCGCAGUUUAGUUGACUGAAAAUGUCUUCUUUGCUCAGUAUCUUACCUAGACAGAUCAAUAAUACAAUAUAAAAUACUUAGGUGCGGGUGCAUCCACUCUUUGUGUUUUCCCAAAUUCUAAUCUUCUGAAUUCUUCAUGUCCUUUUUUUUCUCUUCCCAAAUUUAUUUCACCGGAUUAUACUCCUUGGAUAACAUCUUCAAACCUUAAUUCUCCGAUUACUGCUUAUACUUUUACUACCUCUACCACUAUGGGGUUUGAAUCGACAAUUGUAUCUCUUUGCUAAUGUGGUAUGGCAACUUGAACUGAUGUAUGCAUGUACGAAGUUCUACGUUGUCACUGACUGACUGAUAAAAUACUCAGAAUUUUAAUUUUUACUAGCCAUCUGUGCUUUUGGUUGUACUUCGAUGCUUGUAUUGAGGAGAAACUGUUAGAAAUUCAUAUUUUCAAAGGUUGUUUGAUCAUUUUGACUGUUGCCGACGAGCGAAAAUUGGUUUUCUUUCAUUAUCUUCAUUUUUUUGCCGUUAUGGUUGUAUUUGUAGGUAAAUAUGGAAUACAAGAUCUAUAUCGACAUUUAGUCCUUGCUCAUUAUUAUAUUUGAGGUGUCAUGAUGAGUAACUUAACACCUAAAAUAGCGUGUUGUGAUCAUUCAUGGACUAGUCGUAUUCUUAUAUUCUUCAUACUAAGUAACGCUAGCAUCUACAGAAACAACAAAAACCAUUUAAAGCAAUUAGUCCCUUUUAUAAAUUUCGAUAGAACAAUGAGAAGACGGAGUUGAUCUGAAAAAUGUGAUGUAUUUGCGCUAUACAUUUCGAACAAUCUGGUCACACAUAUACUUGUCAAGGCAUUUUUAUAUGAAAAUUAAUAAAGGUCAAACAAAUAAAAGUACAAUUAAAAUAAUAAACAUCAUUUGUUUACUCAAAUGGCUGUAGCGAAUUGGUACACUUGAAUAAAUGUAAUAGUUGUUUUUCUAGGUGUCUCCCGAGCUCCCAAUUUUGGGGAAAAUUUGACCCAUUUUGGAGAAGUCGCUAUAGUGAGCUUUGGGGAAAUUCCCCUUUGACCUUGGUCAAGGUCACUUGACUCUGGGGAUUUCCUCGAAAUUUCCUCAGAAUUCCCCAAACUUGGGAGCUCGGGCUGUAUCUUAACUGUUAUUUGUUUUUAUCUCAAACUGAUGGUCUGUGCUGUUGUCUAUUUAAAAGUGUUUAUUAGCAGCAAUGUGUGGAAUUUAUUGUGCCACUCACAAACUUAGGUAACGUCAGAUUACAAAUUAGCUCCAUUUCUACUAUAUGAAGAUUUGUGUCUGUGUUAUUUUAAUUUCAGAUACAUAUAAAACUUGUUUUUGUGUAAUAAAACAAGAAUAGAUUCAUCUGCAUUUUGCGGUAGAUUUGUAGUUGUAUUAAGUUUGCAUUCAGGAUUCCAGUUAGGAAUACGAUAAAACAAUCUCGUGAUGCUCACAGAUGCAUUAUAUUUUAACAUUCGUGGUGCUUUGAUUACGCUUCGGUUUGUUAUGUUACUGAAAGUGAUCAAAAGCAGAUAUGACACGUGAGAUUCAUCGAACGAAAUGACAGUAUAGAAAGCAUAUGUUCUCAGCGUAAGUUAAAAUGUACUCACAUUUAGGUGAUGGGAGAAAAUUGUAAACCUCUGCCAUUUCGAAUUUGGCUUACUCAUAUCUUUUUCGUUUUCACUAUUUUCAUUAUCCAUAUUAGCAAACUUGAGUCUUCAUUCAUUGAUGAAUCAUCUGUUCCCACCACAAUGUCUACCGUCCCCUCAGCGGUUGGUUCGGCUGUGAUCUUGAGUCCAACAUUAUUAUCAACUGGCCCCAGUGGUUUAACCAACAUACCUUCACGAUCCCUGGCUGGCAGACAGUAUGCUGUAGUUAACGGCUCAAAUGAUAUACAAAACAAUAAUGUUCAUUCCGUAUCGACUCCAGAUAUCAAAGUAGCAAAUGCAGGAAUGACUACCCUAGGUACCCCUGUGUCUUCUUCUUUAGGGACUACAAUUAUUUUGCCAAUAUCAACUCCUUUGGCCUUCGUUAGUGGGCCUCAAACGUCAGUCUCGCUGGCCGACCAAUCGACGGAUUCAGUUUCCUGAUUCUAUGAUAAGUUCCGUUGGACGCACACUUGUAGUUUCUCAAUUCUAAUUUUAAGGUGGAAAUAUGAUCAAUGAAUCUACAUUUUCUUUUCGUAUAUAUAUAAUCCUAUCUAGAAUUGUAUUGUCUUCAAGUUCCUGUUUACUACAUAUAUUAUUAUCAUAGUAAAAUUGUAUUUUUAAUUGCAUCUCCAGUUACCAAUUUUGUUUUAUGAACUGUUAAUUCUCUAUCACUGCUGUGAAAAGCUUUUAUGCUUCCACAUUCUGUUUGUAAUUCAUCCUCAUGUUUCAUAUUCCACUCAUCAUUAUCAAGCGAUCAAACUAUUUUUCUCUCUAUCGUUUAAUAAUACUUUCCUAAGAAUAAACCACGUUAAGAUGUUUUUCAUUUAUGUAUUAGAAUUUCAUUUUUCCAUUACUGUUUAUUUGUAAUUUAUACUAAACAAUGAUGUUUGUAUACUCGCAGAUUGAUUCUGCUUGAUUUUACUUCAUACAAAAAUUAACGAUUCUGUUAUACCAUGUAUUGCGCUUUUUCUACGUUUAACCCUCAUUCUAGACAGAAUCAUAAGCUUGAGCUCCAACGCGUAUGUGCUAUGAAAGUUCCUCCUAUAGUGGAAAAUCCAGCCUCCUUACCUUUUGAGAUUUUUCGCAAUUGUUUUGUUUGUAAUCUCAGUCUUCUUCACAAGAUGUAAACCGCUUAAAUCAUUCCCCUGAUAAUUUACAUUAUUGUUGGUUCAAAGCGUUUGACUCGGCCGGAUGUGUAGAAAGUGGUGCAUCUAAUUUCACAUCCUAGAUAACUAAACAUAAUAUCAAUA
Schistosoma haematobium is the source of this 5627-nucleotide messenger RNA. It is a transcript of the gene NFYB2, whose product is annotated as Nuclear transcription factor Y subunit B-2, variant 2. Gene Ontology annotation, molecular function: DNA-binding transcription activator activity, RNA polymerase II-specific; RNA polymerase II cis-regulatory region sequence-specific DNA binding; protein heterodimerization activity. Gene Ontology annotation, biological process: regulation of transcription by RNA polymerase II. Gene Ontology annotation, cellular component: CCAAT-binding factor complex. NCBI's taxonomy places the organism in Eukaryota, Metazoa, Platyhelminthes, Trematoda, Strigeidida, Schistosomatidae. The coding region runs from base 4348 to 4818 and encodes 156 amino acids. The record is from RefSeq and is a predicted model, not a curated record. The transcript has 7 exons.